Messenger RNA from Acytostelium subglobosum LB1, 510 nucleotides. RefSeq lists its product as hypothetical. NCBI's taxonomy places the organism in Eukaryota, Evosea, Eumycetozoa, Acytosteliales, Acytosteliaceae. The coding region runs from base 1 to 510 and encodes 169 amino acids. The transcript has 3 exons. The record is from RefSeq and is a predicted model, not a curated record.
AUGAGCGAUAACAAUAACAACGAUAACAACAACAAUACCUCUGUGGAUCAACCAAAGAUACUGGAAGAGGAGGUAUCAUUGGGUGAAGCUGUGGCAAGCAUGCAGGAGCAAGCCAACUCACAGAUAGAGACAAAGGUGCUCAAUUGGAUGAAAGAGAUGUUGGCUAAAGAGAUGAAGAGGAUCAAGGACCAAGGUGCAAAGUGUACACCAUUCGAGGUCAAGAAUACAGGACUGGUAAAGGAGAAGAACAUUGUCAUCAACAGACUAGAGAUAAAGACUAUAUUUGACUUUGAUACAGUACUACAGAUAUUGAUUUCCGAUCCAGUCGAGUGUCCUCAUAAACCUGGUUACUAUUAUAUCAACGUAUUGUUAUUCACUCGCAAGCCAGUACCAUAUAUCAUUCCUUACAUCUACCGCAAGUCUGAUGAUAACAAACUGACAGACUGGCUAUUCAUCAACGAUCACCUGAAGCGAAGCCAGCACAAGGUCAACCAAUUCGAGAGUGUAUAA